GCGGCGGUGUCCAUUACAUUCGGUCCUCUCUCUCUCUCUCUCAAUCUAUCUCACUCUUUGAAGCGUCCGUCUAAAUGUCAAAACGGCCGUGUAAUCCCCGUGAAAUUUGGCAGAAAAAAACAAAAAGAAGAAGAGAAGAACGAGAGAGAGAGAGACAUAGACGGAGAGAGACAAAGGCAGGGAGAAAAAAAGAGGCAGAGAUAAUUGAAGGGGUGAAAAAAGGUACAUCGCCAAGCGGUCGGGUCGGGGGGAGGGUACACGAGCGCGGAAUAGGGGUGUGCGUUGCGGAAAUGGCGCCGGCGCUGGCGAUUUGGCGGCAUUCGCGAAACGUCAGCACCGACCACGCUGCAGUAUAGUCGCCGUCGGUCGUGUCAGCGGAUGCCCACUAAAGCGGCAAUACCGUUUGUCGAACGAUAUAUUAUCGAAUUGUAUCGUAAAAUCGGAAAUAACAUCGCGGUAGACCUGACGCGGAAUAAAAAAAAAUUUUAACAUUUAUUUUUAUCAUUAUUUUUUUUUUUCUAAAACGUACGUAUUGUAAUAUUAUUACCAUUGUGAUUACGAUAUCACGUUAUUAUUAUUAUUAUUAAUAUUAUACUAUUGUAUAGUUUUUCUGUCGAUCGAACGAGACAACAAUAUUAUAAUACAGAUAAACGCAACAAAAUUAUACAUGAUACGCGAUCGUCGUCGGCUGUGGGGGUUUGGGGAAAAUAAUUUCGCAUCGAACGUCCUCGGUACUUUGCGAAAUCUGUUUUAACUUGCGGUGGUAGUGGCUGAGGUAAACACGAUGACAGUGUUAAAAGCGUAUCGAGUGAAAGGUGUCCCCUUGUGAAAAAUCUAGUGGACAAUCCAUUUUGCUCAGAGCGCGUGCGUUGAAAUCCUCGUCGAUUGUGAUGUACACAAAUCCGGGUCACGUCUUGUCGUUCGACUGAGAUCAAAAAAAAAUAAAAAAAAUUAGAAAUUAAAUCCAAAAUAAUGUAAGACUUCGGCGAUUCGCCUAGUACCGAGGACGUUUUUUGACAACGACAAACAAUAUAAUUUGUUGUUAAUAAUAAUAUCAAAACUAUCGUUUCACUAUUGUUACUAUUAUUGUUGCCUUCGUCGUUAGUGCGAUUUACCGACCGCGGUGGAUAACAUGCGCUCGUGCGGCCGUCGUCAUGUGCACUGAACGCGUCCGCCGACGACGACGAAAUGGCUAUCGUUUUGUCAGCCAAAUCGAAGGUGAUAACGGGCGGCGCGGUGGGCGUGGCCUGCCUGCUGUCCGGUCUCAUAUUCUGCAACCUGUUCGGCUGGAACGGUCCCGUGGAGGACGGCGUCGGAGUCGCCAACGGCAAGCCGGACGACAGACCCAAGAAAAAUAAUAACUGGCAUCCCACGUCGUUGCACCUCUAUCAAAAGCCAGACGAUGACAAGGAACCAGAAAAUCCCGAAGACCUGGCUAACGGCGGUUACUCGGACAGACCACCUGCCCCACCGCCACCACCUCCUUCGAAUGAAAACCAUAGCUAUCAGACGCCCAACAUCAAAGGGGAUAAAGGCGAUGCCGGUCAAAAGGGAGAGUCGAUCAGAGGACCGCCCGGACCACCAGGACCUCCGGGCUCGCCGUUUUCUGGGGACUUUGCCACCGACGAAGAACUCGUCAAGUCUGGAGUAUCUGGACCGAGGGGUCCGCCGGGCAUAUGUAGCUGUAACCUCACCACGUUAUUUGCACCCGGUAACAUACCGGAAUUAAUACAAGGACCGCCGGGCAAUCCAGGCAUCGAUGGCAAAAUGGGAUUGACAGGACUCCCGGGUGCCGUAGGAUUGCCAGGAGAUCGAGGACUAGAAGGCAUAAAAGGGGACAAAGGUGAUAGAGGAGAUGUCGGACAACGAGGGAACGAAGGCAUUCAAGGCCCUAAAGGCGAUUCUGGAAUUGACGGGGAACGUGGUUUACAAGGACCUCCGGGUCCACCAGGUCCUCCUGGGGGAUCAGACUUUUCAAACAAUGAUCCAAGUUGGAAACCAAGACCGAUUUACAAGGAUAUUGGGUUUGAAUCAAACGUUGGGAGGCCCGGUCCCCCGGGUCCUAAAGGCGACCCGGGUGUUGACGGCGCUCCGGGCUUAAAAGGUGCAAAAGGAAUCCAAGGCAAUAAAGGCGUUCGCGGCGAGCUUGGAAGCAAAGGAGUCAAAGGCGACAAGGGGCAUGCUGGAUCUACAGGACCACAAGGUUUUAAAGGGGAACGAGGAAUACGCGGAUUUGACGGAACUCCAGGAAUGCCAGGAGAAAAUUCUCGCCCAGCGCCCAAAGGCGAAAAAGGUGACAGUGGGACACCCGGACCACCGGGUCCACCUGGACCAGCGCUGCCUGGAGUGAAAAUUGAUAAAACGGAUACAGCAGUUGUGAAAACAGUCAAAGGUGAUAAAGGCACAAAAGGAGAUCAUGGGGAAAAAGGAUCCGUUGGUAAUCUGGGCCCAGGAGGAAACCCUGGUCCACCUGGUUUGACGGGUCCCAAAGGUGAACGAGGAGAGCCCGGUUUACCAGCACCCUCGUUAUCCACAACCGAUCUAGGAAUGAGCAUCAAAGGAGAUAAAGGUGAAAUGGGAAGACGAGGUAGACGCGGAAAACCAGGUCCUACUGGUCCACCUGGUCCGCCCGGAGAGAUUGGUUUACCUGGCUUACGAGGUUCACCGGGCAAACCGGGAGGUCUUAAAGGGGACAAGGGAGAUCCGGGAGAAUCUGUGAAAGGGGAUAAAGGAGAUCCGGGAAAAGACGGAAUACCAGGUGCUGGAGGAACAUACGUGCCUGUUCCAGGACCGCCAGGCCCGCCGGGAAUUCCCGGUGUUGCGAUCGAAGGUCAAAAAGGCGAACCUGGUGAUCCAGGAUUUUCUUCAUCGCCACUCCGAAGUGAAAUAAACGAACCCGUCAUCGUACCAGGCGCUAUGACGUUCCCGAACAAGAAAUCGAUGAUAAACGUAACAGACAGAACUCAGAUGGGUACCAUUGCAUUCAUCAUCGAAGAGGAAGCCCUUUUAGUACGUGUCACGCGUGGCUGGCAGUACAUUUCCCUUGGUUCAUUGGUCACAACUGGAAUCGAUCCGGUCCCGACGAGCGUUCCGAUUCCGACAAGAGUGCCGUUGGAAUCAUCGAAUUUAGUACAUAACCAUCCAGUAAAAGAUAACACAAUGUGGCAUCCCAAAAUGUUACGAAUAGCAGCGUUGAACGAGCCAUACACGGGCAACAUGCACGGAGUUCAGAGUGUGGACUAUUCGUGUUAUCGGCAGUCUCAGCGAGCGGGGCUUCACGGGGCGUUCAAAGCGUUCCUGUCGUCGCGGCUUAACAAUUUGAAAACGAUCGUCCACGAAUCCGACAGAGAUUUGCCCGUCGUCAACAUCAAAGGAGACGUCCUGUUCAACUCCUGGAAAGACAUAUUCAGCGAGAACGGCGCGUUUAUAUCGCAACAGCCCAGGAUAUACAGUUUUAGUGGCAAAAAUGUGCUCACCGAUUUCACGUGGCCUCAGAAGACCAUCUGGCACGGAUCGGACAUGUCCGGCGACAGUGCCGUGGACGGAAACUGCGACGCUUGGAACUCAGAGAGCUCCGACAAACGGGGACUGGGCUCGUCGUUGACGCCAAAGUCCGACCGGCAGGCAAAGCUCCUGGACCAGGACUCGGCGUUCGACUGCCGCAACUUUUUCGUCGUCCUUUGCGUGGAAAUCACACCGCACUCAGGGGCGAUGUUUUCGAGGAAACGGCGCAGUGGCGGAGGAGGGUUGCACGACGAACCUCAGCCACCGAUGAGCCGCCAAGAGUACGAGAAGCUCAUCGAAGACAUCGGAGCUUAAGCACUAUACGAUAUACAGGCCCGAAAACGCAUCCGCCUCGCCGGCUGUACCUAUUCGAUUAUUACAAAAUAAUAUUACGUUAUCAUUUCGACUUCGUAUUCUUUUUAGUGUGUACGGCGGCGUCGACA
This is a messenger RNA of Metopolophium dirhodum (rose-grain aphid), 3947 nucleotides long. RefSeq names its product collagen alpha-1(XVIII) chain (gene Mp). The record is from RefSeq and is a predicted model, not a curated record. The transcript has 28 exons. The coding region runs from base 1189 to 3819 and encodes 876 amino acids. Lineage: Eukaryota; Metazoa; Arthropoda; Insecta; Hemiptera; Aphididae.